This is a messenger RNA of Vigna unguiculata (cowpea), 636 nucleotides long. RefSeq names its product 3'-5' exonuclease-like. Gene Ontology annotation, biological process: nucleobase-containing compound metabolic process. NCBI's taxonomy places the organism in Eukaryota, Viridiplantae, Streptophyta, Magnoliopsida, Fabales, Fabaceae. Gene Ontology annotation, molecular function: 3'-5' exonuclease activity; nucleic acid binding. Gene Ontology annotation, cellular component: cytoplasm; nucleus. The record is from RefSeq and is a predicted model, not a curated record.
AUGGGAAUCUGCAUUGAGAAACUGCACAAUCGAAAAAGAUCAGUAUCCCUCUAUAGAGUAACCAUUCACAGGCGUGUGAUCACAACCAUGGUCACCUCAUGUCCAAAAGUGGUUUCUUCAUGGAUCAAAUGCCAUCUUCAAGCGCCAUGCAACCUCCACAAGAAGGUGGUUGGGCUCGACAUUGAAUGGCGUCCAAGUUUCAGAAGAGGGGUUCAGAACCCUGUUGCCAUCUUACAACUUUGCAUCAAACACCGUUGCCUCAUCUUCCAACUCUACCAAGCUUCUUCCAUCCCAAGGUCUCUCUACAAAGCCCUCUGCAACCCCAACAUAAUGUUCAGUGGGGUGAAGAUAUCUGGUGAUGCAAAACGGCUGAAGGAAGAUUAUGGGCUUGAGGUUGCACAUUGCACUGAUGUUGCUGCUAUGGCGGCUGAGGAGUUUGGUCACAAGGAGUUCAAAAGAGCAGGGUUGAAGACUUUGGUGGAGAAUCUCAUUGGAGAGGAAAUUGAGAAGCCAAAGAAUGUUACCUUGAGUAACUGGGAACUCAAGUAUCUCUCUUCUGGCCAAGUGCAGUAUGCUUGUGUUGAUGCAUAUUACUCCUAUAAGCUCGGGAAGUUGUUGAUUUUUGACAAGUGCUAA